AUCUCAGUAUCUCUCCCUCAAUGGAAGCUCAACACCUUCAUGGCAAGCCUCAUGCUGAAGGAGAAUGGUCCACAGGCUUCUUUGAUUGCUUCUCCGACUGCUCCAACUGUUGUAUCACGUUCUGGUGUCCAUGUAUUACAUUCGGCCAAGUCGCUGAGAUUGUUGAUCAAGGAGCCACCACGUGUGGUACGGCUGGAGCACUAUACGCGUUGAUAACGGCAGUAACGGGUGGUGGAUGUAUCUACUCGUGUUUCUAUCGUAAAAAGAUAAGAGCUCAAUACAAUAUUAGUGGCAAUGCUUGUGGAGAUUGCCUUAAGCAUUUCUGCUGUGAGCUCUGUGCUUUGACCCAACAAUACCGUGAACUCAAGCAUCGCGGUUUCGAUAUGUCUCUUGGAUGGGCGGGUAACGUAGAGAGGCAGCAGAACCAAGGAGGUGUGGUGAUGGGUGCUCCAGUCGCCCAUGGCGGCAUGACCCGUUAAUUCUUUUUUAUCUAGUUUCAUUACUAUUAUUCAAUCAUAUAAAAUAAACUUUGAUGUUGUAUUAAAUUAA
Molecule: messenger RNA, 549 nt
Organism: Capsella rubella
Lineage: Eukaryota; Viridiplantae; Streptophyta; Magnoliopsida; Brassicales; Brassicaceae
Product: protein PLANT CADMIUM RESISTANCE 2
Exons: 4
Coding region: 21-479 (152 amino acids)
Source: RefSeq, a predicted model, not a curated record